AUGUCUGGAAGAGGGAAAACCGGCGGAAAGGCGAGAGCCAAGGCUAAGACUCGCUCCUCCAGGGCAGGACUGCAGUUUCCAGUCGGCCGUGUCCACAGGCUGCUGCGGAAGGGAAACUAUGCCCAGCGUGUCGGCGCUGGAGCCCCGGUCUAUCUGGCCGCUGUGCUCGAGUACCUGACUGCUGAAAUCCUGGAGCUGGCCGGGAACGCCGCCCGGGACAACAAGAAAACCCGAAUCAUCCCGCGUCACCUGCAGCUCGCUGUGCGCAACGACGAGGAGCUCAACAAGCUGAUGGGAGGCGUGACCAUCGCUCAGGGCGGCGUGCUGCCCAACAUCCAGGCCGUGCUGCUGCCCAAGAAAACCGAGAAGCCCGCCAAGAGCAAGUAAACCAGCCUGACUGACCCGCGUUUAGACUUCACAAACCCAAAGGCUCUUUUCAGAGCCGCCCACCGCUUCACUAGAGAGCUAUAUUCAUUGAUUUCUUCACGCUGCUGAAGAUGAGUCCCUAUAAUGCAUUUACCUCCCUCGAAGUCGCUACAGAUAAAUAUUAUCUGUGAAUAUAUGCUUAUUGUUUAAAGUACACUCUAAUCGCCCAGUAACGGCGAUAUGGUGUGUCGUGAGUUUGUUUCACUGUGA
Molecule: messenger RNA, 636 nt
Organism: Polyodon spathula (Mississippi paddlefish)
Lineage: Eukaryota; Metazoa; Chordata; Actinopteri; Acipenseriformes; Polyodontidae
Product: histone H2A
Exons: 1
Coding region: 1-387 (128 amino acids)
Cellular component (GO): nucleosome
Molecular function (GO): structural constituent of chromatin; protein heterodimerization activity; DNA binding
Source: RefSeq, a predicted model, not a curated record